Messenger RNA from Suncus etruscus (white-toothed pygmy shrew), 6827 nucleotides. RefSeq names its product DNA polymerase epsilon, catalytic subunit (gene POLE). Gene Ontology annotation, cellular component: epsilon DNA polymerase complex; nucleus. The coding region runs from base 9 to 6827 and encodes 2272 amino acids. The transcript is spliced from 49 exons. Gene Ontology annotation, molecular function: single-stranded DNA 3'-5' DNA exonuclease activity; DNA binding; nucleotide binding. Gene Ontology annotation, biological process: DNA replication proofreading; mitotic cell cycle; base-excision repair, gap-filling. NCBI's taxonomy places the organism in Eukaryota, Metazoa, Chordata, Mammalia, Eulipotyphla, Soricidae. The record is from RefSeq and is a predicted model, not a curated record.
CGCUCGGGAUGGUGCUGAGGAACAGCGGGAAGCGCCGCGCCGAGCCGGCGGCGGACGGCGAGCCCGCCAGAGAUGAUGGCUCCUCUAUCUCAGCAUUUAAGCGCUUGGAGCGCAGUCAGUGGACUGAUAAAAUGGAUUCUCGAUUUGGUUUUGAGAGACUCAAGGAACCCGGUGAGAAAACAGGCUGGCUCAUCAAUAUGCACCCGACCGAGAUUUUAGAUGAAGAUAAACGUUUAGUCAGUGCUGUGGAUUACUACUUUAUUCAAGAUGAUGGGAGCAGAUUUAAGGUGUCCUUGCCCUACAAACCGUAUUUCUACAUUGCGACCAGAAAGGGCUGUGAACGAGAAGUUUCAUCUUUUCUCUCCAAGAAGUUUCAGGGCAAAAUUGCUAAAAUAGAAACUGUGCCCAAAGAGGAUCUUGAUUUGCCAAAUCACUUGGUGGGUUUGAAGCGAAAUUACAUUAAGCUGUCUUUUAAUACUGUGGAGGAUCUGGUCCGAGUAAGGAAGGAAAUCUCUCCUGCUGUAAAGAAGAACCGUGAGCAAGGCCAUACGAGUGAAUCCUACACAGCUAUGCUUUCCAGCGUUCUGCAAGGAGGCAAUGUAAUUGUAGAUGAAGAGGAAACUUCUAAGAAGAUUGUUGACCAGUUGGACAACAUUGUGGACAUGAGGGAGUAUGACGUGCCUUAUCACAUCCGCCUUUCCAUUGACCUGAAGAUCCAUGUGGCUCAUUGGUACAAUGUAAAAUACCGAGGAAGUGCCUAUCCUGUGGAAAUUUUCCGUCGAGAUGAUCUUGUGGAACGACCAGAUCCUGUAGUUUUGGCAUUUGACAUUGAGACGACCAAGCUGCCUCUCAAGUUUCCUGAUGCUGAGACUGACCAGAUUAUGAUGAUUUCCUAUAUGAUUGAUGGUCAAGGUUAUCUCAUCACCAAUAGAGAGAUUGUUUCAGAAGAUAUUGAAGAUUUUGAGUUCACCCCCAAGCCAGAAUAUGAAGGACCCUUCUGUGUCUUCAAUGAACCAGAUGAGGUUCACCUUAUCCAAAGGUGGUUUGAACAUGUUCAAGAGACCAAACCUACCAUCAUGGUCACCUACAAUGGGGACUUUUUUGACUGGCCAUUUGUGGAAGCCAGAGCAGCUGUCCAUGGGUUAAGCAUGUACCAGGAGAUAGGCUUCCAGAAGGACAGCCAGGGGGAAUACAAGGCGACUCAGUGCAUCCACAUGGACUGUCUCAGGUGGGUAAAGAGGGACAGUUACCUUCCUGUGGGGAGCCACAACCUCAAGGCAGCUGCCAAAGCCAAGCUGGGCUAUGACCCCGUGGAGCUGGACCCUGAGGACAUGUGCCGUAUGGCCACAGAGCAGCCCCAGACUUUAGCCACAUACUCAGUGUCAGAUGCUGUGGCCACAUACUACUUGUAUAUGAAGUAUGUGCACCCCUUCAUAUUCGCCCUGUGCACCAUUAUUCCCAUGGAGCCCGAUGAGGUGCUGCGGAAGGGCUCUGGGACCUUGUGUGAGGCCCUGCUGAUGGUGCAGGCUUUUCAUGCCAACAUCAUCUUUCCCAACAAGCAGGAACAGGAGUUCAACAAGCUGACUGAUGAUGGCCAUGUACUGGACUCUGAGACCUAUGUUGGUGGCCAUGUGGAAGCCCUUGAGUCAGGCGUGUUCCGCAGUGACAUACCCUGCCGUUUCAGGAUGAAUCCUGCUGCCUUUGACUUCCUGCUGCAGCGGGUGAACCAGACCGUGCGACAUGCUGUGGAGGAGGAGGAGAAAGUGCCCAUAGAGGAGGUCACAAACUUUGAAGAGGUGUGUGAUGAGAUUAAGGCUAAACUCACCUCCUUGAAAGAUAUUCCUAAUCGAAUUGAGUGUCCUCUCAUAUACCACUUGGAUGUGGGAGCUAUGUACCCCAACAUCAUUCUUACCAACCGCCUACAGCCCUCUGCCAUGGUGGACGAGGCUACCUGUGCUGCCUGUGACUUCAAUAAGCCUGGAGCGAACUGCCAGCGAAAGAUGGCCUGGCAGUGGAGAGGAGAGUUCAUGCCAGCCAGUCGCAGUGAGUACCAUCGGAUCCAGCACCAGUUAGAAUCAGAGAAGUUCCCUCCCCUGAUCCCAGAGGGCCCAACCCGUGCCUUUCAUGAGCUAUCUCGUGAGGAGCAGGCUAAAUAUGAGAAGAAGAGACUGGCAGAUUACUGCCGUAAGGCCUACAAGAAGAUCCAUGUGACCAAGGUCGAAGAGCGCCUCACCACUAUCUGCCAGCGGGAGAACUCUUUCUAUGUGGACACGGUGCGUGCCUUCCGGGACCGGCGCUACGAAUUCAAAGGCCUCCACAAGGUAUGGAAGAAGAAACUCUCUGCAGCGGUAGAGGGAGGCGAUGCGGCAGAGGUGAAGCGCUGCAAAAACAUGGAGAUCUUGUAUGACUCGCUGCAGCUAGCACAUAAGUGCAUCCUCAACUCUUUCUACGGUUAUGUCAUGCGCAAAGGGGCCCGCUGGUACUCGAUGGAGAUGGCGGGCAUUGUCUGCUUCACAGGAGCCAACAUCAUCACCCAGGCCCGAGAGCUGAUCGAGCAGAUUGGGAGGCCCUUGGAGCUGGACACAGAUGGUAUAUGGUGCGUACUGCCCAACAGUUUCCCUGAGAACUUCGUUAUCAAGACUACCAACGUGAAAAAGCCAAAGGUGACCAUCUCCUACCCUGGAGCCAUGUUGAACAUCAUGGUCAAGGAAGGCUUCACCAACCAUCAGUACCAGGAAUUGACAGAGCCUUUCUCACUCACCUAUAUCACUCGCUCAGAGAACAGCAUCUUUUUUGAGGUUGACGGACCCUAUCUUGCCAUGAUUCUUCCAGCUUCCAAGGAAGAAGGCAAGAAACUGAAAAAGAGGUAUGCUGUAUUCAAUGAAGAUGGUUCCCUGGCAGAGCUGAAGGGCUUUGAGGUUAAACGCCGUGGGGAGCUGCAGCUAAUUAAAAUCUUCCAAUCCUCAGUCUUUGAGGCUUUUUUGAAGGGUAGCACCCUGGAAGAGGUGUAUGGCUCUGUAGCCAAGGUAGCUGAUUACUGGCUGGACGUGCUCUAUAGUAAGGCAGCCAAUAUGCCUGAUUCUGAACUGUUUGAGCUCAUCUCUGAGAACCGCUCUAUGUCUCGGAAGCUGGAAGACUACGGGGAGCAGAAGUCCACAUCCAUCAGCACAGCCAAGAGACUGGCUGAGUUUCUGGGAGAUCAGAUGGUGAAGGAUGCGGGACUGAGCUGCCGCUACAUCAUUUCCCGGAAGCCUGAAGGGUCUCCAGUUACUGAGAGGGCCAUCCCACUAGCCAUUUUCCAGGCAGAACCGACAGUGAGGAAGCACUUUCUCCGGAAAUGGCUUAAGAGUUCUUCCCUUCAAGAUUUUGACAUUCGAACAAUUCUGGACUGGGAUUACUACAUUGAGCGGCUGGGAAGUGCCAUUCAGAAGAUUAUCACCAUCCCUGCGGCACUGCAGCAGGUGAAGAAUCCUGUGCCCCGUGUCAAACACCCUGACUGGCUACACAAGAAACUAUUGGAGAAGAAUGACAUUUAUAAGCAGAAGAAAAUCAGUGAGCUCUUUGUCCUUGAAGGCACGAGACAGGUGGGCGCCACCCGGGCUGUGGAAGGUCCCCCCGAUAUAGAGGACAUGGGCCAAGUAAAGUCGCCCUACCCAGCAGUUCCCAUUUCUACGAAGAGGAAGCGUGUCCUGUGGGAGAGCCAGGAAGAGUCACAAGACCUGGAACUGACAGUGCCCUGGCAAGAAAUCUUGGGGCAGCCCCCCACUCUUGGGACGACCCAGGAAGAAUGGUUAGUCUGGCUCCGGUUUCACAAGAAGAAGUGGCAGCUGCAGACCCGACAGCGCCUGGCUCGAAAGAAGAGGCAGCGUCUGGAGACAUCAGAGGACUGCCCUCGGUCUGGAGUCUUGAGAGAUGGCCCAUCCACAGGACUGGGGGGCUUCUUGCGAAGAACCGCCCGCAGCAUUCUGGACCUUCCUUGGCAGAUUGUGCAGAUCAGCGAAACCAGUCAGGCCGGCUUGUUCAGACUCUGGGCUCUUAUCGGCAGUGACCUCUAUUGUAUCAAGCUGAACAUACCCCGUGUGUUCUAUGUGAACCAGCGAGUGGCUAAAGCCGAGGAGGGUCCAUCAUACCGAAAGGUCAAUCGAGUCCUUCCUCGCUCUAACAUGGUCUACAAUCUCUAUGAGUACUCAGUACCAGAGGACAUGUACCAGGAGCAUAUUAAUGAAAUCAAUACCGAGUUGUCUGCCCCAGACAUUGAGGGCGUGUAUGAGACUCAGGUGCCGCUAUUAUUCCGGGCCCUGGUGCAGUUGGGUUGUCUGUGUGUGGUUAAUAAACAGCUGGCAAAGCACCUUUCAGGUCGGGAAGCAGAAACAUUCACUCUAGAGCAUCUGGAAAUGCGUACUUUGGCCCAGUUCAGUUACCUGGAACCAGGGAGCAUCCGCCACAUCUACCUGUACCACCACACACAGGGUCACAAGGCACUCUUCGGCAUCUUUGUUCCCUCGCAGCGUAGAGCAUCUGUGUUUGUGCUGGAUACUGUGAGAAGCAACCAGAUGCCCAGCCUCAGUACCCUGUACUCUACCGAGCACAGCCUUCUGUUGGACAAGGUGGGCCCUGAGCUGCUGCCCCCACCAAAACACACUUUUGAGGUUCGUGCUGAAACGGACUUAAAGACCAUCUGCAGAGCCAUCCAGCGCUUUCUGCUGGCCUAUAAGGAGGAGCGCCGUGGACCCACACUCAUUGCUGUUCAAUCCAACUGGGAGCUAAAGAGACUUAGUGGAGAGAUUCCAGUCCUGGAAGAGUUCCCCCUGGUACCUCUCCGAGUGACUGAUAACAUCAAUUAUGGAGUCCUGGACUGGCAGCGCCAUGGGGCACGACGCAUGAUUCGCCAUUACCUCAACCUGGACACCUGUCUAUCACAGGCCUUUGAGAUGAGCAGGUACUUCCACAUUCCCAUUGGGAAUCUGCCCGAGGACAUCUCCACCUUUGGCUCCGACCUGUUCUUUGCUCGCCACCUCCAGCGUCACAACCACCUGCUCUGGCUUUCCCACACCUUGCGCCCUGACCUGGGCGGGAAGGAAGCUGAUGACAACCGUCUUCUCAUGGAGUUUGAUGGCCAGGCCACUGUGGAGAUUAAUAGUUCCGGCUGUUACUCCACGGUGUGUGUGGAGCUGGAUAUACAGAACCUGGCUGUCAACACCAUCUUGCAAUCUCAUCAUGUCAACGACAUGGAAGGAGCCAGUAGCAUGGGCGUCAGCUUCGAUGUGAUCCCGCAGGCCUCCCUGGAAGACAUGAUCACAGGCAACCAGGCCAGCAGUGGCCCAGCAAGCUAUGAUGAGACAGCACUUUGCUCCAGUACAUUUCGGAUCCUGAAGAGCAUGGUGGUGGGCUGGGUGAAGGAGAUCAUGCAGUACCACAAUGUGUACGCAGACAACCAGGUGAUGCAUUUCUACCGCUGGCUGCGCUCCCCAUGCUCAUUGCUGCAUGACCCUGCACUGCAUCGCACACUCCACAGUAUGAUGAAGAAACUCUUCCUACAGCUCAUUGCUGAGUUCAAACGCCUGGGCUCCUCAGUUGUUUAUGCCAACUUCAACCGCAUCAUCAUCUGUACCAAGAAGCGGCGUAUUGAAGAUGCCAUCGCCUAUGUGGAAUAUAUCACCAACAGUAUCCACUCUAAGGAGAUCUUCCAUUCCUUGACAAUUUCUAUCUCUCGGUGCUGGGAGUUUCUUCUCUGGAUGGAUCCUUCUAACUACGGUGGAAUCAAAGGAAAUAUUCCAUCUAACAUUCACUAUGGACAGCAAAGCUCCCCAAAGAAGGACAGCAUGGAGGAAAAUCAGGAGGAAGAACAGCAGGAGGAGGAGAAUGUGCCAGAGCCAGACAUAGAGGACUUGCUGGAAAACAACUGGAACAUUCUGCAGUUUCUGCCACAGGCAGCCUCCUGCCAGAGCUACUUCCUCAUGAUUGUUUCAGCAUACAUCGUAGCUGUAUACCAUAGCAUGAAGGAAGAGCUGAGGCGCACUGCCCCAGGAAGCACCCCCGUGAGGAGAAAGGGAGCCAGCCAACUCUCUCAAGAAGCCCAGGGUGCAGCUAGCGCACUUCCUGGAACCAUCACCUUCUCUCAAGAUUAUGUGGCAAAUGAACUCACUCAAAACUUCUUCACAAUUACUCAGAAAAUUCAGAAGAAAGUUACAGGCUCUAGGAACUCCACUGAGCUCUCAGAGAUGUUUCCUGUCCUCCCUGGUUCUCACCUGCUACUCAAUAACCCUGCUCUGGAGUUCGUCAAAUACGUGUGCAAGGUCUUGUCUUUGGAUACAAAUAUCACAAACCAAGUGAACAAGCUGAACCGGGACCUGCUUCGCUUGGUGGACGUGGGUGAAUUCUCAGAGGAAGCCCAGUUUCGAGACCCAUGCCGCUCCUAUGUACUCCCUGAAGUCAUCUGUCGAAGCUGUAACUUCUGCCGGGACCUAGACCUCUGCAAAGACCCCUCCUUCUCUCAAGAUGGUACUGUCCUGCCCCAGUGGCUCUGCUCCAACUGUCAAGUCGCCUAUGAUUCAUCAGUCAUCGAGAUGGCCUUGGUGGAGGCCUUGCAGAAGAAAUUGAUGGCCUUCACCCUCCAGGACCUAGUCUGCUUGAAGUGCCAGGGAGUGAAGGAGACCAACAUGCCUGUGUACUGUAACUGUGCUGGGAACUUUGCCCUCACUAUCCACACUAAGGAUUUUCUGGAGCAGAUUGGAAUCUUCCGGAACAUUGCCCAACACUACGGCAUGUCAUACCUCAUGGAAACCUUAGAGUGGCUGCUGCAGAAGAACCCCCAGCUGAGUCACUAG